Molecule: messenger RNA, 1704 nt
Organism: Bursaphelenchus okinawaensis
Lineage: Eukaryota; Metazoa; Nematoda; Chromadorea; Rhabditida; Aphelenchoididae
Source: the annotation of a GenBank genome assembly
AUGAGGCUGGUGACGGUUUUAGUGGCUAGUUUGGCAGUAGUUAGGGCGUUGGAUUAUGAUCAAGGUAAUUUAGUUAAUAUAGGAUUGAUUUGGUUUUAGAGUUUGUACAAGUCAGCCAUAUGGCGUAGGCCAAUUUCUGUAAUAACACAAUAAUCAAAAGCAUCAACUGACUUGUAAUGCUCCCAACUCCCAAAUCAAAAUUUCAGUUUAAAGUUUUUUAGAAACCGGUAAAGUGACGCUGUCAAUUGGUAACGAAGCUAAAGUAGACUUAAAGUUACAGUUGAAUCUAUUUGCUGAAAAGCUCUUAGUUUUUGGGCCUGAAUGUAAAGACGCAGGCAGUUGUACAAAGGAAGGGCACCCAGUAUACGAUGCAGCGUAAGUUGGUCUUUAGUUAGGUAGGGUAAAGUAAAUUGAAGUGAAAUAAAGUUUUAUACUGUUCUUUCUACCAGAUAAUUUCAGAAAAGACAAAGUGACGUUAGAGGAUGGCGUUAUUAAAGUUGGAAAGUUCGACACAAAACUUGCAAAAGACGUUGAAGUUAACGUAAGCUAAAAAAAAUAAUUUUAAUUGUCUUGUUAGCAUACUGUGGUAAAAACAUAUUUUUAUACGAUAUACGAUACAACUUUUAGUUAUGUCGAGUGUGAUUUUAAAUAGCUAACUAUAAAAAUAUUUUAGACAGGAGAUAAAACGAUCAAACAAGACAUUAAUGUUAUAGUAGGGGCCGAAGAUGAGGCAAAACAAAAAUCAUUUUCUUUUGAAGGGAUCUUUGGAUUAAGAUCUGGCAAGGACAGAGCCUUCGAUAAACUUGUCUCGGCUUUAGACAAAAAACACUUGCUCAUUGUGCCAAAAUUGGAAAAUGUAAGUUGUUGUAUCAGACCACUUCAGCUUAUAUUGUUAUCGUUUUAACAGUAGACACUAAGAAUGAAACUUUAAUUUAAAGAGUCAUACCGAAUUUAAAAAAUCAUUUUAAAGGUUUUUACUUUAGGACAAAAAAAGCAAGCCUGAACUUUUGUUGGGUUCUGAAUCGCAAGCUUGUGGAGAGUUCAAACUAGUUGAAACGACUUUUCAGUACUGGGCUGACGACAAUCUGUAUGUCUGAUGAUUUGCUUUUGCACUAUCUUUGCCCUGUCUUUGCACUGUCUUUGCCCUGUCUUUGCCCUGCUUUUGCCUUGCUUUUUCCCUGCCUUGCAUUGCUUUUGCCCUGAAUUUGCCUUGCCUUUUCGUGUUCAACCCUAUUCUUAAAUUUCAAAAUUCUUCUAACUUAACUGUGUUUUAGCCUCGUAACUAAAAACUUGGCCACCGAUUUCCUAAUUGCGCCGUCCUUCAGCAAAUCGUACGGGGUUAGUAGCAUCGGAAUUGCGCUCUUUGAUAAAGAAGUGCUAAGCGAAGAUGAAUACAAUAACUUGGAGGAAUUCAAUUUGUCAUACGGAGGUGUUGAAAUAAAAUUCAAUCCUCAAGAUGCAUUCGAACAACAGAAAGACAAAACCUAUAAACUUCAAGUAACUCAUAUAGUUCAAGACGAAAUUGAUUUGGCUUUGCCAAACUCGUACUUUGAGAAGUACUGUAUAAAGUUUGCAAAAGAUGGUGACAAAUACAUGGUUGGAUUGGCUGAACGAAAUGAUGAAAAUCAAGGCCAAAACGGAGCUGGCCUGGUUGCUACGAGUUUAGCUGCUUUGAUGGGAAUGUUUUCUUUGUUAUGGUUGUAA